AUGGCUCCUGUCGACGCACCAGAAGGCGUCAUUCGCCCCAUCGUCUUCUUCGAUGUCAACAUCGGGGAUCACUCUGCUGGGCGUAUCAAGAUAGAGCUGUUCAGCGACAUCACGCCUAAAACUGCGGAGAACUUCCGGCAGCUGUGUACAGGCGAGCAUAGGGUCAACUCUGUGCCGCAGGGCUACAAGAACGCGACGUUUCAUCGGAUCCCACAGUUCAUGAUCCAAGGCGGCGACUUCAUCCGUCACGACGGCACUGGCACGUUCUCAAUCUACGGUGCGCAGUUCGAGGACGAGAAUUUCACGAUCAAGCACACCGGGCCGGGUCUGCUGUCGAUGGCCAACUCUGGGCCAGGGACGAAUGGGUGCCAGUUCUUUAUCACGACUGCACCUGCCGAGUUCCUCGACGGCAAGCACUGCGUGUUCGGGCGAGUCAUCGACGGGCUGCUCACCGUGCGCAAGAUCGAGAACGUCCCCACCGGGACGCAGAACAAAUGA
Cutaneotrichosporon cavernicola is the source of this 498-nucleotide messenger RNA. RefSeq lists its product as uncharacterized. Gene Ontology annotation, cellular component: intracellular membrane-bounded organelle. The record is from RefSeq and is a predicted model, not a curated record. Bases 1 to 498 code for a protein of 165 amino acids. Gene Ontology annotation, biological process: protein peptidyl-prolyl isomerization. Gene Ontology annotation, molecular function: peptidyl-prolyl cis-trans isomerase activity. The transcript has 7 exons. NCBI's taxonomy places the organism in Eukaryota, Fungi, Basidiomycota, Tremellomycetes, Trichosporonales, Trichosporonaceae.